AUUAACUUUGAUCUAGGAUUUUAAAUCUGGGUCUUGUUUUCUUCUGCCUUUUUCCAUCUCAAACUUCCCUUCGUCUCUGGAUAGUACUCACUCUCCCCAUUCCGUCGGUACAUUCCCUGAAAUUAAGCACAGCCCCAGAAAAAGGGGGAGGAGAAACAGAAGAACGGCAGAACCUCAACAUGGGACAAAAAGCAUCGGACCCCCAACCAGGGACGAAACUUCAAGUGAUCGGAGCGGGUCUCUCUCGCACCGGAACAGCGUCCUUCAGCGCCGCUUUGAACAUCCUUCUCGACGGACCCGUCUAUCACGGCGGUACACAAGUGACAAUGGGCCAACCUAUCGAGAUCAAGACCUGGAUUACAGCUCUCCGAGACUGGCUCGUAGGCCAAGACCAGCAGCGCGUCCUGGCCCUCAUCAAAGACCGCACCGACGGCUACGCAGCCAUCACCGAUGCCCCCGCCACCCAGUUUGUCCCGGAACUGUUGGAGCUCUACCCAGACAGCAAGGUUAUCUGUACAGUACGCGAUCCUGUUGCGUGGGCUAAGAGCAUAGAGCAGAUCAGUGGACUGGCGACACUCUGGUUUCUUCGUGCAGUGCUUCUCCCGCUUCCUGGAAUGAGACAUUUCGUGGAGUAUAUCUCGCUCUUGCAGUUGCAGUGGGAUCGAGUCUAUAAUGGUCAGCGUGCGCAGGUGGAGAUAUAUCAUCAGCAUAUAGCAUGGUUGAAAGAGAUUGUGCCCGCGGAUCGACUGGUGUUCUUUGAUGUCAAAGACGGAUGGGAGCCGUUGUGCGAGGCGUUGGGGAAGGAUGUUCCGGAUGUUCCAUUCCCUCGCAUUAAUGAUUCCAAGGCCGUUGAUCAGGUUGCUGAGUAUCAUAUCAAGCGGGGUCUCAAGAGAUGGGCUGGGGGUUUUGCGGUGGUGGGAGUUGUUACUGCUUGGUUUAUGUAUGGGUGAAUGUUGGAAUUAUGUUUGUUUGAUAUUGAAGCAACACUAGAUAGGCACUGUUCUUACUAGGUGUCGAAUAUAUAUUUCGAUAGAAGACUUACCGG
Aspergillus sclerotioniger CBS 115572 is the source of this 1045-nucleotide messenger RNA. RefSeq names its product sulfotransferase family protein. The coding region runs from base 180 to 950 and encodes 256 amino acids. The record is from RefSeq and is a predicted model, not a curated record. Lineage: Eukaryota; Fungi; Ascomycota; Eurotiomycetes; Eurotiales; Aspergillaceae. The transcript has a single exon.